Candidula unifasciata is the source of this 1596-nucleotide messenger RNA. The record is from the annotation of a GenBank genome assembly. NCBI's taxonomy places the organism in Eukaryota, Metazoa, Mollusca, Gastropoda, Stylommatophora, Geomitridae.
AUGUGGCUACACCUGGGCCUGAUUCAAGGUAGCCUGUACCUGCAGCUGGUCAUGCUCAGUUUCGCCGACAGCUUCAGGCGGGCAGUUCCUGGGCCCCCUAUGACGGAUGAGCAGCGAUUGUUCUGGAAGAUUCUGCACAACUACGACAAGAACACACGGCCUGUGUUCAACUCCUCGCACCCUGUCAAAGUCAACAUUGGAAUCACAUUGACCCAGAUUUUCGACUUGGACGAGAAGAACCAAGUUCUGACCACCAACGUGUGGCUCGACCAGCAAUGGACCGACGAAAAGUUAGUGUGGAACCCAGAGGAUUUUAACGGACUCCAGAAGUUGCGGAUUCCAUGCCGGCAUAUUUGGAAACCAGAUAUAGUUCUCUACAACAGCGUGGAAGACUACACAGACGGCUACAUGCAGGCGUUGGCGAUGGUGUCCCACACUGGCCAGGUGUUCUGGCCGCCUAUAGUCAAGUUUUACAGCACUUGCCAGAUAGACAUCACCUACUUCCCAUUUGACGACCAAAUCUGCAUGAUGAAACUUGGCUCUUGGGCCUACGAUGGAUUUCAAGUAGAUGUUAACAACCGUUCUCUGCCCGUCGACCUUAGCAAUUAUGUCAGUAACGGUAAGCAGCCCAGAUAUUUGAAUCAUUGUCUCUUAGGACCCCACUUGUUACAGUCUGAAUGGCAGCUUAUCAGCGUGGUGGCCAAGCGUAACGUGGUCUACUACCCUUGUUGCCCGGAACCGUUCCCUGACGUGACCUUCACGAUCCACCUGCGGCGGCGCACACUCUACUACACGCACAACGUCAUCAUCCCCUGCGUCAUGCUGUCCUGUCUCACCCUGCUGGUCUUCUGGAUGCGGCCGGACUCUGGCGAGAAGGUCACCCUGGGACUGACUGUUCUCCUGGCCUUCUCUGUCUUUAUGUUGCUGAUCGCCGAGAACAUGCCGGCCACGUCCAACUUUGUACCUCUCAUAGGUGUGUACUUGACUAUGGUGAUGGGAAUCACCUCGCUGUCCGUCAUGCUGGCCGUGCUUGUCUCCAACAUCAGCUACAACGGCAACCAAGACAUACCGCUCCCGAAAUUUGUCAGAUAUGGCGCCAUUUUCCUAGCACGCAUCACGUGGUACCGGCUGUUAUACAUCCAGACCGGAGACUCCAGCAGCAGCGCCGCACACACCGCCCGCCCGUCGCAGCCCAAGCGGAAGCUUUACCAAGCCGGCAACUGCGCCCACAUCUCUAACGACUCUGGAUGCGGCUUGCUGGACCUGGAGAUGACAGAAAACCUGACCAGUGUGGAGAACAACAACCGAAAUCCCUCCAUGGAGGUUCCGUCACUUCCGUCCAGCAGACGCCGCGGAGCAUCGCCGAGAGAGGACGAGAUUGAUGUCAUUAUGAAACUUCUCCAGAAAAUUUUAAUAAAAGAGAAUUCGAAGGAGGAGAAUAAGGGCGCCAGUCUACAGUGGGAGGAAGUGGCGCGUGUCCUGGACAGGUUUUUGUUUUACUUGUUCUUCUUGUUGACAAUCUUGGCUUCUUUGGUGACACUGGUUAUCAUGCCACUGGCCAAACCGGCAGUACCGUCACUGGUAAACUAUACUUGA